Messenger RNA from Spirodela intermedia, 5418 nucleotides. The record is from the annotation of a GenBank genome assembly. Lineage: Eukaryota; Viridiplantae; Streptophyta; Magnoliopsida; Alismatales; Araceae.
AUGGCGACCGACCUCCCGUGCGACGGGGACGGCACUUGCAUGCUCUGCAAGAGGAAGUCGCCGGAGGAGGAGGCGAUCGUCCUGUAGCACUUGCGCGAACGCCGUGGCAUGUGCCUUGCCUCUCCAGGCCGCCGGAGUCCAUGGCUUCCGUUUCCUCCUGGGCGUGCCCCGAUUGCGCGGCCCCUGUGUCCGGGGGCGGCGGUGGUUUCCACGAGUGGGAGGUCUGCUACGGCCGGGGUGGCCUCGGACCUUGUCGCCGCCAUCCGAGCGAUCGAGACGAAUAAGGGGCUGACGGAGCAGGAGAAAGCGAAGAGGCGUCAGGAGCUGAUGAGCAAGGGUGCUCCAGCACUGAACGGCGAUGAAGAUGGGAAAGAACGGAAUAAGCAUGGGGAUGGCGAGGUACUUGAUCUUCUGGACGAAAAGUUCAAAUGUGCCAUCUGCAUGCAGUUGCCGGAGAGACCCGUCACGGUGAGUAAACUCGCGUUUUUCUCUUCUCUGAGAGUCUAACAAUAAGUGCCACAUUGUCCCGGAAGAUGACUUUUGCCAGUAGAGUUUUGUAUUUGUAUUUACGCAUCCGUUAGCGUUUUUAUCAUCCCCUCUUCAAAUGAGAAGUUUGGACUUGCAUCAUCUCGGUUGAAGAUAGGACGAGCUAUUUGUAGCCUUCGCUAUUGUGUGAGUAAAUAUUCGCAUUUUCUUUUAGCAUUUUCAUGAUUCAUGUGUUCAGAGCGGAACGCCAUUCUAUCUGUCUACGCCGUCACUUUUGUUUAGUAGGUUUAGUCUCCUGGCUUACGGGUACUUAUUUUCUUCAUAAAACUCGUCAACCUUUCCCAUUGACUGUUCCCAACCUUGUGCAUUUUAGUUACUGCAAUUUAUGGUGUUAACGCAUCUUUCAUCUGUGGAUGGCAAGCUUAUACUUUUCCCCUAAAUUUUCGGUGCUUUGAGAUUCGAGCUCCUCUAUAUGGUGACAUUAUUUGCUUGUGAAAUCUAUCAUUGAAAAAAUACUUUGACAUUAUUCUAUUUUUUAGCAGUUUAUUAUGUUGUAAGACAUACUCGUAUUUACAAUUAUUUUAAUAUUGUUUUCUCGUCUUAUGGAACGUUUCUGAUGCGCUUGGUUCUCCCGACAGCAUUGUUCUUUCAGGCCUGGAGUCGGACCUCAUUGUUGUUCGUUUAAUUUGUAUUUAUUUUCUGCAUUCUGAAAUGCUGUACUUGGUGUCUAACUUUUCAAUAAGUCUGCCCUGAAGCCUACUAUAUAUCUAUGUAUGUCAUAACUUCCAUCUGCCAAAAAAGUGCGUGUUUGAUUUCCAUGAUAUUUUUUUUCCUUUUCUUAUUUACAAAUUUUCAGUUAACUACCCUACUUUAUUGUUUCAUAGACUCCAUGCGGGCACAAUUUCUGCCUGAAGUGCUUCCAAAAAUGGGUCAGCCAAUCGAAGCACACAUGUGCAAAAUGCCGUGCUCGAAUUCCCCAAAGUAUGGUUUCCCUCCCAAGAAUCAAUGCUGCACUUGUUUUCGCAAUCAGGACGGCAAAGGCAGCGAAGACAUUCAAUUCAAAUGGUUCAAUUCCAACUUUCCACUAUGUUCGUAAUGAGGAUAGACCGGAGGAGGCUUAUAGGACUGAGAGGGCCAAGCGGGCUGGGAAAGCCAAUGCAUGCAGUGGUCAGAUCUUUGUCACCAUACCGCCUGACCAUUUUGGCCCUAUCACCAGGGAUUAUGAUCCAAGGUAUGGUGAGGGUGUCUAUGUGGGUAGGACUUGGGAUGAUCGGUUGGAAUGCAGGCAGUGGGGUGCCCACUUUCCCCACGUUGCUGGUAUAGCUGGCCAAUCCAAUUACGGGGCUCAGUCAGUUGCACUCUCAGGAGGAUAUAAAGAUGAUGAAGAUCAUGGAGAAUGGUUCCUUUACACUGGCAGGUUUGCCCUCUUGCUCAUUACUUUGUUGUGCAAUUAUAUGAUUGUACAUCUUCCUGGUAUUGAUUGGCAUCACAUGGGGUUUUUCUACUGCAAAGUUUUCAGCAUGUUGCCUAGUUAUUUUUCUGGGGCAAAUAAGACACUCUUGGAGAGAAGGUAAGGGUUUGGGCAACUAGGUGGUCAACCAUUAGAGGAGCUCGCCCUCUAUCAACGCAAGAUUUAAAUAGCCUUGGCGAUAGCCUUAACUAUCUUCCUGGAGGAAAAUUUUAUUUUUAUAAGAAUUAUAUCUCGAUGUAUUCUUUAAGAUAAUAUGUUCCUAAGGAAUUUUGAUUGGCCAUGAAAAUUUGCAGAAAAUUGGAUGUCAAUGAAUUUCACGCUGUAAACUAUCUCAAUAAUAAGCUGAAAGUUGGGUAGUGAAGAACGAGAUGCUUCUCCUCAUCCUUGAACAGGAUGAUCAACAGUAACCAAUCUCAGUAGUUUAAUCAUUGAUAUCAAAGAGCUAAUCAAUUAGCCAUAUGCUUUACCCCAUCAUCAAUGUGACCGAUGCUAAACUGUAUUCUUGUUUACAUCAUUGACUUCUAUCAAUCAAUGAGUCUGAGCAGAAGCUCUUGACUGAUAAUCAUCUUCACCGAAGGAAUCAAAAGGUUUCUCUUAGUAACUGUUGACAUAGUUUACGGUAUAAAGUUGAUUGUGAGAAAUAUUGCGGCAAAGGCUGCCUAAAUAGAUUUUGAUGCUGUGGUUGACAAAGGUUGAAAAAUAGAUUUCUUUCUCAAUCUCUACAUUAUGAGGUUUUCUUGACUAUCGCUUCACCAAAUUUAAACGCAUACAUUGAUGAUUCCUUGUUCUCAUAAUUCUAUUAAAACUCUUGUAAACUAGGUUUCAAGUAGGGAUUGUUUUCAGCCAGCGUGCUUCCCUUCGUCGCCUAAAUAAUUAUGAGCUGUUCGGCUGGUUUCAUGCUCUACCGUUUACAUACUCGGCUGGCUUUGCUUUCAUGUUCAGGCACCAUGAGUAAAUCUCUGUGUGCGAUUUUGAGCACAACUACCUCGGUUUAGAUAUUUCCUUUGAGGUCCCGAUUUCUUACAAUUGGACGAUUCUUUCUUUAUUUGUUGGACAUUUUCCGAUCCAAGUUUCAUGGCGUUUGCCACGUAAUUGCAGCGGGGGACGGGACCUGAGUGGGAACAAAAGAACAAACAAGGAGCAAUCCUUUGACCAGAGGUUCGAGAAGCUUAAUCAGGCCUUAAGGGUUAGUUGCCAGAAGGGCUACCCUGUUCGAGUUGUAAGGUAGGUCACUUGAUUAAGUCAAGAAAGCAGGCCGUUCGAGACAUUAAUCCCACUGCUUUGUCGUUUAAGGACUUCUGUGGCACUUAUUAUUUAUUUAUAAUAUGAAUAUAACUAUUAAAUUAAUAUCAGCGUAGCAUCGUUUUCUGUGCUAUAAUCAUCUCCGCUGUUUUAUAUUUAACAUUGAACGCACUGUGCUCAUAUUUUGUUGCUAGUCGCGCAUCUACCUUCUACUGUUAAGGUUGGACCUUGUGUUUCAUUGGGAAUGCUCUGCCCUUUGGGCUGUCGCUUGAGAACAGCCUUCUUUCUUGGGAUAUGAACAAGCUUUCUUACUUGGUCACAGGUCUCACAAAGAGAAGCGAUCUUCAUAUGCACCUGAGAAGGGCGUUCGUUAUGAUGGAGUCUACAGGAUCGAGAUGUGCUGGCGGAAAGUGGGCAUCCAAGUACUCUCACCAGCCUUUGGUCCACCCUUUUACACGUUAUUUGCCUCUUAGUUUUACAUUGCGUACGUAUUAACAUAAGCAGGAGUCCCAGUGGCCUGGGGCAAGGCUCCUGUCACGCCCCGUCUGUGCCCAGAAUCACUAAUACGUGGCCCGGGGCUUUCCCUAGGCCAAGAGAAAAAUGAUGCUCGGAGUCUACAGAGAGAGGUGCUGUGUGGGACAACCAUAGGACUAGACAAAAUGGUUCCAGGCUGGACCGUAUGGAAGCCCAGACCCAGUCCGGUUAGGUCGGGCCUCAAGGCUGGGCUCAGCCAGGCUCGGGGCCUGAAGGUGGUCCAUUGCUGUCGCUAACUGUAGCUUACCUUUUUUUUCUUCAUCCUUAGGUAGUUUGUGUCCCCUGUGCGCUCGUGUGGUAUUUUUUUAUAGUGAUCUCAUUUUAUGCGUCAUAAUUCCCAAUGUACCGCAGGGAUUCAAGGUCUGUCGAUACCUGUUUGUUCGGUGCGACAAUAACCCCGCCCCGUGGACAAGGUCCGUUUCCUCCUUUGAGUUGACCUUUGGGAGUCCGUCUCCUCUUCUCUUCCUCUUUUUUUGAAUGUCUCCCUCUUCAUCUUGAGGAGCCCAGUGAUACCCACGGCGAUCGCCCGAGGCCACUGCCAAAGGUCGCGGAGCUCAAGAACGCAACCGACGUCACGAAGAGGACGGGGAUGCCGGCGUGGGACUACGAUGUUCGCAAAUGCCCUUCAUCCUGACGUUUCUGAUAUCCCUAUCUUCUGUGCUGCGUAGCCUCCACUUAUAGUAACUGUUUAACUCCAGGAGAGUGACGGCUGGAAGUGGUUCAUACCCCCCCCGGCGAGCAAGAAGCCUCUGGUUAUCCAGGACGCCGAGGGCAGGAAGCGGGUGCAAAGGGCUGCAAGGAUCGGCCGAGUGUCUGUCCGUGACAGGCUCCUGAAAGGUUGUGGAGCUGACCAUUUAGCCAGACUUUUUACCUGAUUCUCUGCAAAUGAUGGGUUGAUUUGUGUGGCUUAUGUUGCUUGCAUUCCUGGCAUGUCUGCAGAAUUCAGCUGCCUACUCUGCAGAAACGUCAUGAAGCUGCCUCUCACGACCCCAUGCGCCCAUAACUUCUGCAAGGAAUGCCUUCUGGGCGCUUUUGAUGGGAAUGCGGCAGUGAGAGAGCGGACUCGAGGAGGGCGAACGCUCAGAGCCCAGAAGAUUCUCAGGAAAUGCCCUUCUUGCCCGAAUGACAUCUCAGACUUUCUUCAAAAUCCCCAGGUAAUCCCAGACCUGACUCAUCGAGCCGUUGUUUCCCCCUCCUGGUUUUGCUUGGCUACUUACCCCCCCCUCUCCUUGGUAUAAUGCCAGGUUAAUAGAGAGAUGAUGGACUUGAUAGACUCGCUCCAGCGGAAGGAAGAGGAGGAGAGUGCUGAGUGUUUGAGCGAGGGAAGCGAUGUGGUCGAGAAGGCUGGGGCCGAAGCUGGCGGAGGUGAUGAAGUGCAUGAUACAGACCUCGAGGAUAAUGGUGAUGGAGGUGCUGGGAGGACGUCCAAAGGGGAAGCAGGUGAUCCCACCGAGAAGGUGAGGGAUGCGGUCGGUGGCCUCAAAGAGAAGAAGGUAGAGUCUGUGGAUGGGGACUCGGAGAUCUAUGUGGCUAACUCUGAAGAGGAAAUCGAGAAAGGGAGUGAAGCCCCGCCGGCUGGGAUGGAAGUGGUGUAUCGCCUCAAAAGAAAGAGGCUUGUCCCCCGCGGACCAUGGAACAGAAGGACGAGAGCUGGCAGCAAAGCCGCUCGAUGUAAUGAUGAAUGA